CCUCCCGUCCGGAGGACAAGGCGGAGCCCUCCAAGGAAGGGGCCGAGCCGCUAUCGAAGCGACUGCGCCCCACUCUCCUGGAAGGGUCCAUGAGGCUUCAGCGUCCCUUGAAGGACGCGAUCGAUGCGGGAGCUCGGGCCGGUCCGGGCGUAAAAGCGAUUCCCACGGUGAAGUCCAAGAAGAAGACCUUGGCGAAGCCGCCCGCGGCCGGGGUGGCGGCCACGAGGGCGGCCGAGGCAAAGAAGAAAGCCGCGGAGAGGAAGGCGGCGCCGUCCGACCUUGGGGGUGCGGGGGUCGGCUCCAGAAGAGCCCGCCGCCGGGAGUCAAGCGGAGAAGGAGAGCACUAGCCACGUCGAGCCCACCGCCAACGUUUUUCCUCUACCCAGCAUGGCUCGCGGGGGCAUGGCGAGUGCGGCGACGGGUCCGGACGUUGCUCCGCCUGUGGUGGAGGAGGAGUCGACUGACAUUGGAUCGACCGAGGGGCAGAAGGCACCCGAAGUUGAAGAGGACAUCGUCGAGGAGGGCGGUCUGUCGGAGCCACUGAAAGAGCGCCGGUCCAAGGCCGCCAGGGACCGCGCCCCGCCCAGCGACACCGACACGCGGACGGGCGAGGUUCCGUCGACUGAGGCGGUGAUGCGAGCGGACGGGGCGACCGAGUCGCGUCAUCCGCCGCCGUCUUCAUUGACCUUCACUGAGCUCCACACGGCGCUUGGCGAGGCGCAUGUGGCGGAGAUUAAGCGGCUGACCGCGCUUGUGGAGGAGGCGGCGCAGAAGAACCGGAAGCUGAUUGCCCUGGGCACAGAGGCGCAGGCAAAGGCUCUUGCCGAGGCUCGGGAAGGGUUCGUCAAGGAGUCCUUCUACCGUGAAGCCGAGUUCCGGGCGCAGCAGGCCGAAGAGGCCCGGAAAAGGGCGAAAGCGGAGGUGGCGGAAUUGACGAAGGUCCUGGAGCAGAAGGGCCGGGAGCUGGAGGACGUCAUCACCGAAUACAAGGUGAAGCUGGAGGCCGCGACUGAUGCGCGGGACUCUGCACGUGGGGCUGCCGCGUCUCUGCGGGAGGAGGUGGCGGCCUUGAAGCAGCAGCACGCCAAAGAACUUGCUGCGGAGAAGGAGGCGUCCGAGGGCAUCGUCCCGGCGGUGCGGGCCGAGAAGACCAACUCGAGGCUUUCGUCGAGGAGAUGUCGCGGCAGAUUCUUG
Lolium perenne is the source of this 1194-nucleotide messenger RNA. The record is from RefSeq and is a predicted model, not a curated record. NCBI's taxonomy places the organism in Eukaryota, Viridiplantae, Streptophyta, Magnoliopsida, Poales, Poaceae.